Messenger RNA from Rhopilema esculentum, 2555 nucleotides. RefSeq names its product glutamine--tRNA ligase. Gene Ontology annotation, cellular component: aminoacyl-tRNA synthetase multienzyme complex; cytoplasm; cytosol. Gene Ontology annotation, biological process: glutaminyl-tRNA aminoacylation; translation. Gene Ontology annotation, molecular function: ATP binding; glutamine-tRNA ligase activity. The record is from RefSeq and is a predicted model, not a curated record. NCBI's taxonomy places the organism in Eukaryota, Metazoa, Cnidaria, Scyphozoa, Rhizostomeae, Rhizostomatidae.
UGGAACGUCAGCCUCGUGCUUAGGCCUAGAGCAAAUGAUAAAUAGCAAAUGUGCCAGAGCCUUUGGUUUUCUUGUCCUGUCAUCGCGUAGUUUUGUGCAUUCAGCCAGGAGAGGGAUGGAGAACAGAUUGAAAGUGUUUCAGGAAAUUGGCCUGAGCGAACAAAAGGCAAAGGAAACUGCAAAAAAUGAAAAACUAGCGUCUCAACUUGCACAGAUUAUAGAUCAGGCAAAGUCAAUUAGCUCUGAUAUUCAGAAGCCAACUGGAGUACUGUUAUACACAUUGGCAAAUGCAAAUUUGAAGUCUGCUGGGCGGGAAAACAUGAUUAUCAAGUAUAUCAUGGAGAGGAAAAUUGCUGCAGUAAAUCAGCUUAAUGCUGGUUUUGAAUUCUUAAAAAGUCACCCAACUGAUCCAAUAAAAACUGAGGAAUUUGAAAAGUCAUGUGGAAUCGGCAUAAAAUACUCUCCUGAUGAAAUUGAAGAUGCAGUUGAAAGUGUAAUAUCUAAAUUCAAAGAGGAGGUGAAAGCAAAGAGAUACAGGUUCAACACAGGGAUGCUUUUAGGCAAAGUGAGUGAAAAGCUAAAAUGGGUUGACAUGAAGAUCGUCAAAGCUGAAUUAGAUAUGCAGCUGUUAGAUCUUCUUGGACCAAAAACUGAAGAAGAUCUGGCUCCAGUUAAAAAGGAGAAGGGAGGAAAACAGCAAUCAAAGCCUGAGAAGUCGAAGAAGUCUGGGGACGAGAAACCAAAGGUCCAUCAAGCUCUUGAUCUCGAUGCCAUCAUGAAUGCCAUUGAUCCAAAGACGAUGUACUUGACUGGAGAAGCAGCAAAGUUCCAUAAACCAGGAGAGAAUUAUAAGACCGACGGGUAUGUGAUCACACCCAAAACAAUGGAAUUAAUGAAGGAACACUUAGAGAUAUUUGGUAAUCAGGUUAGAACAAGAUUUCCACCUGAGCCAAACGGAAUCCUCCAUAUUGGUCAUGCAAAAGCAAUUAAUUUCAAUUUUGGUUUUGCCAAGGCUUAUGGUGGUAUAACAUUUCUUCGCUAUGACGAUACUAAUCCAGAAAAAGAGGAAGAAAAAUUUUUCACUGCAAUAAGAGAGAUGGUCGAAUGGCUAGGCUUUAAACCUUACAAGAUAACCCAUGCUUCUGACUAUUUUCAAGAGUUGUACGAUUAUGCAGUGAGUUUGAUCAAAAGAGGAAAGGCCUAUGUGUGCCACCAGGAAUAUGAGGAAAUCAAAGGCCGCAACCCGCCACCAAGUCCUUGGAGGGACAGACCAAUAGACGAAUCACUCAUUCUUUUCGAGGACAUGAAGCUUGGAAAAAUUGAUGAAGGAAAGGCCACUCUUCGAAUGAAAUGCACCCUUGAAGAUGGUAAAACAGAUCCUGUUGCAUACAGAAUCAAAUUUACUCCUCAUCACCGAACUGGCGAUAAAUGGUGUAUUUACCCAACUUAUGAUUUCACACAUUGUCUCAACGAUUCGUUGGAACAUAUCACCCAUUCGUUGUGUACUAAAGAAUUCCAAUCUAGGCGUUCUUCGUAUUACUGGCUAUGCAAUGCACUUGAUGCCUACUGCCCUGUACAGUGGGAAUACGGAAGGUUAAAUUUGUUGUACACUGUCGUGUCAAAGCGAAAGAUUGCCAAGCUGAUUUUAAACAAAAUUGUUAGAGACUGGGAUGACCCAAGGCUGUUUACAUUGACUGCUCUGAAAAGACGAGGGUUUCCACCCGAAGCAAUCAAUUUAUUCUGCUCAAAGAUCGGCGUAACAAUGUCCCAGUCAACGAUUGAUCCGGCUCUUCUUGAAUCUUGUGUCAGAGAUGUUUUGAAUGUCACUGCUACAAGAGUUAUGGCUGUUCUCGAACCACUGAAAGUAAUCAUUACAAACCUGUCUGGCGAGAAAAGAAUGAUCGAGGUUCCUAACAUCCCUGGUAGUGAGUCAAGUGGAGUUCACAAAGUCCCCUUAGAAAAUAUCAUUUACAUUGAGGGUUCUGAUUUCAAGGAGGUUGGUGAGAAGGAUUACAGGCGAUUGACGCCUGACCAAUCUGUAGGCUUACGUCACGCGGGUCUUGUGAUUUCAGUGAAAGAAGUAGUAAAGAAUGCAGAUGGAUCAUUGAAGGAGGUCCACGUGACUUGUGAUGACUCAAAGAACGUUGCCAAGCCGAAGGCUUUCAUACACUGGGUUUCAAGUCCAAUCAAAUGUGAAGUUCGAAUUUACGAUCGGCUAUUUAAACACCCCCAUCCUGAAGAUCCUUCAGAGGUCCCAGGAGGAUUUCUUAGUGACAUAAGCGAGAACUCUCUGACGGUGAUUGAUAAUGCCUUGGUUGACGUCACAGUAAAGGGAGCCUCUACGUUCACGAAGUUCCAGUUUGAGAGGUUGGGAUUCUUCAGUGUUGAUCCAGAUUCAGUCAACAACAAGUUGGUGUUUAACAGAGUCAUUGCCCUCAAAGAAGAUGCCGGAAAAAGUUAGCAUUUCAUGAAGCAACAGCAUUGUUUGUGAGAACACAGUACUAGAUGCAGUUUUCAAUUGUAGUGAAUUCAUUAUCAGAAUUUGAAAAAAAUCA